AAUGAUCCAGAACGACGGUCGUACAAAUGUGCAGCAUAUACCAUUUACAUGAAUUUCAUAUAUUAUCUCUUUAAUGUUACAUUGACGUAGAAACCCUUUCAGAUACGAAUGAAAAAAUUAAUCUUACUGGAAAUCGUUCUCCAAUGACAGAUUUCUAGACUAUUGACCGAAAAAACCAUCUUAUACACGUUAUAUACUCAGUCGCUCUAUACAAUUUCACACCUCCCUCGUAUUCCCGUCGUAUAAAUGGAAUAUUCUCAUCUGAUGUAUGUGACCAUCCGUUCUUCAAGAACAGACUUCCUUCCUUCUGCUUCCUUCUAGAAUUUUCGAUCAGCGUCGUAUCUGCCCGACAACAUGCGAUGCACGAAACAUCGCCGCGUAUUUUGCAAGUACAAACUCGUAAUUCGCACUCGCACUUGGACUCGGCCUCUUGCACUUUAUUAUAGUUGUUCGUCUUGCACGUUAUUGUUAAUAUUAAUUCAAUUUCCAUAUUUCUACUUCCAUUUGUGAGCAGUGAGCAGUCUUUUAUUAAAAAUAGACCAGCAGUGAUUUUUUCAAAUGGAAGCCUUCCUAAAAAAAUUAAAUCUAGAAGAAGAAUAUCUACAGAGGUUUCUAGAUGAGGGAAUCGAUCAAGAGUCAGUUAAAUUGCUCGACGCAGACACUUUGAAAAUUUUAAUUCCGAAGAUCGGACCUCGUCUUAAAUUUCAAAGAGCACUCGCUCUUCAUGUAGGAAAUGAAAGUUACACAUCUUCCAGUAUUGAAGGGACUCCAAUAUUUGAAUCAAUAGAAUCUACUGACACUGACUGUGAAACUUAUUCUUUUUCUUUGGGAUCAGAAUUAGAGUCCAUUUUAAAUGAAAAUAUCUCAUUAGAACAAGCACCAUUAAUUGAAUCAUCACUGAGAAAGAAACCCGAAAGUAAAGGAAGUUCACCGGAUCUUCCCAACCGGAAUUUAAAUUUAGAAGGAAUAAAGAGAAAGAGGGAGUUACUUUUUCCCGAAGUAAGUCAUACAUUAGGCUUGAACAGAACAAAAUUUUAA
Coccinella septempunctata (seven-spotted ladybird) is the source of this 1038-nucleotide messenger RNA. RefSeq lists its product as uncharacterized. The transcript is spliced from 3 exons. Lineage: Eukaryota; Metazoa; Arthropoda; Insecta; Coleoptera; Coccinellidae. The record is from RefSeq and is a predicted model, not a curated record. Gene Ontology annotation, molecular function: protein binding. The coding region runs from base 559 to 1038 and encodes 159 amino acids.